AUGACAGGUGUUUCGACAAAAAUCGUUUUAAAAAAUGCUACCAAAUUUUCACUUGAUCGCAGAUUUGGUGAUAUUGCAAAGCAAACACCACGUCAUCAACCAACUGUGACAGUUUCGUAUGUUCGAGAUGAAAUAUUUCAACAAAAACGAGCUAGUGCAAAUGAGAGACGACA
Didymodactylos carnosus is the source of this 173-nucleotide messenger RNA. The record is from the annotation of a GenBank genome assembly. NCBI's taxonomy places the organism in Eukaryota, Metazoa, Rotifera, Eurotatoria, Philodinida, Philodinidae.